Messenger RNA from Solea solea (common sole), 3790 nucleotides. RefSeq names its product unc-119 homolog b (C. elegans) (gene unc119a2). Gene Ontology annotation, cellular component: intercellular bridge; spindle pole; spindle midzone. The record is from RefSeq and is a predicted model, not a curated record. NCBI's taxonomy places the organism in Eukaryota, Metazoa, Chordata, Actinopteri, Pleuronectiformes, Soleidae. The transcript has 5 exons. Gene Ontology annotation, molecular function: lipid binding. Gene Ontology annotation, biological process: mitotic cytokinesis; lipoprotein transport; visual perception. Bases 459 to 1220 code for a protein of 253 amino acids.
AUGUUGCAGCGCAGACUUUGCGCAAUUGCACCAGACGCUUCCUGUCAUCCUGCACAGCACGGAGCGCAGCGACGGGAGCGUUGGCGCUGGGACGCCCCCCUCCUCCUCCUCCUCCUCAAUGAAAGCAACGGCCAUCUGUGACCCUUUUUCCAUUUCAAACCCGUCACGUUAUUUCCCGCACACCUCCACACGCACAGCUUCACUUGACAAUCGAAAUCGCGUCUUACAGAGGAGCUGUAGGGCUGCAAGGGGAGAAAAGGCGUCCGCGCUCUGCGCAUCUUGCGCUCAGCCAUCGAGAGCAGCUGUCUGCGGAGACAGACUGCAGGCUCAUUAAGACGAAGCGGAUUUGAAUUAAGCACCGGAUAACAGACAGCAACUGUGCAUCCUUCAAAGGGGAAGGGAGGGAGGCAACGGUUUGUAUCUCUGGGUGAGGAGAGGGGGAGGAGGAGCAGAGGAGAAUGAGCUAUUCUUGUACCAGCAGGGGCAACAGCCAGGACACAUCAAGCGCGAAGAAGACUGCCGGUGAUAAUCCAGGUACAGGCACCGGAGGAGCGGACAGCAGCGGCAGCAACGACAGCCCGAAGAAAACAACCGCGAUGAGGGUGAAGAAAGGGUGCAACUCGACUGAGGCGGGAGUCCCGAUGACCAGUGAAGAGGAUCUGCUGUCCAGCGCGCUGGUCACUCCAGAAGAUGUUCUGGGUUUGCAGAAGAUCACAGAGAAUUACCUGUGCAGCCCGGACGAUAAUAUUUACAACAUUGACUUCACCAGGUUCAAGAUCAGAGACAUGGAGACCGGCACAGUGCUGUUUGAAAUCACCAAACCUCCAUCCACAGAUAAAACAGGCGACAAGAGGGAUAUUGACCCAAAUGCCGGCCGAUUCGUCCGUUACCAGUUCACCCCAGCUUUCCUUCGGCUGCGGCAAGUUGGCGCCACAGUGGAGUUCAUGGUUGGAGAAAUGCCCAUAGAAAACUUCAGGAUGAUUGAGAGACAUUAUUUUAGAGAGAAGUUGCUCAAGAGUUUUGACUUUGAGUUUGGCUUCUGCAUGCCCAACAGCAAGAAUACGUGUGAACACAUCUAUGAAUUCCCACCUCUAUCUGAGGACAUAGUCAGAGAGAUGAUCCUGCAUCCAUACGAGACACAGUCUGACAGCUUCUACUUUGUGGACAAUAAGCUGGUGAUGCACAACAAGGCGGACUACUCGUACAAUGGCGGAACGUAGAGACGACGCACUGAUACAAGGGUCAGGUGGACGUAUGGACUUUCCUGAGGCACGAUCAGAGUAAACUGGUGCCGUUAACAUCAUUUUCUUCCCCUCUCUCUCUCUCUCUCUCUCUCUCUCUGUCUGUCUCUCUCUCCUGCUAAGAGAAUGCCAUCCAGAAAUUACUCAUACAGCUGUGUCUGUGUGUGUAAACAAAAGCAGGUGUGAACAUCCACAUACACAAACAGACAUGACACACGUAGUUCAGUGUGGUGUGACGUUGCUGUGUAUGUGUGUGUGUGUGUGUGUGUGUGUGUGUAUAACAUGAUAAACCAGCAAGUGAGCAAUGGGUUGGUUUUUAGGAAAUAUCAGACAGAUUCCGCUCGUUAGCAGCAUUUUGAAGUGAAAAAAAUGUAUAGAAAAAAAAACAUUGAUAGAAAUUAUUUUUUUCAUUCCUGUUCAUGUUAGGAACAAAUCUUACAUGUAAAUAUGUGUGUUUUUAGGACUUUAAGAACAGUUUUAAGGAUUCACUGUGUGUGUGUGUAUGAGUGUGUAUUGUUGCUUUUUGGAAUAUGUGUUUGUGUAGUUUGUAUGAUUGUGUGAAGCAUGAAUGUUACUGUGAUAGAAAUAUAUGAAUUUUAACAUCUUUAUUUAAAUAUGUGUUACCCGAUUUUCUACAGAAUAGAACCUAUUGUGUUUGUAUUGUCGUUGCUCGAAGCACAGCGUGUCCGCAGAGUCGACACUGAGGAGAACCGUGACCUGAGCUGACCUUUAACAUGCGUCGUCAUCUGUGAACCAGCUGUUUAAGACACUGUUAAAGAAAAGCGCGUCUUUAAAGUUAAGCACACUGUUAUUUUGUUUUGUUUUCCAAGCUCUUUUGUCAAGAAAUCAUUUAUAAACGUGGAUAUUUCUCAGUCACAAAGGAGGACGAUUGUGGAAUGUAGCAGAAUGUUAUUGCAGAAUGAAUCAGUCGUCCAUUUACACGUUUAAUGUUGUUCCUCCAAAAACAGAAAAGAAAGUCUUGCACACUCUUCUUCAAUAUGCACACAUUUGUGUGAUGACAUUUCAGCCUUCGGGCCUUCUUCAAGAGCAGCAAGAAAUACUGGGACUUUGACACUGAUUUAUACAACUAUCAGUGCAUGGGUAAUUUGACAUUGUGAUAUACAUAAAAAAAGAAUAUUACCAAUAUAAAAACAUGGGAACCACGUCAUAAAUACCUUUUUAUAUGCGCAUCUAUAUAUCUAAUGAGAACAAGGGUCGAUCAUAAAAAUAACAUUAGGUCAAAGUCAAUGUUCUGUCCAUGUGGUAACAAGGUUUUUAAUGGUGAAAAGUAAAACUUCAGUUACCUUAAGUUACCUCCUCUUGGGAGACACUGAAUAUCAAUUUACCUAAGGGGGGAAACUGGAUUAAAUUAUCCAAGCUUGCUGCUACUGGGCAGUUCAGAUUUCUGCAUCAAAUGUUUUUUUCUGUGCUCCACAAUUCAAAUUUUGAAUGCUCUAUUUGGUUUGGCAACAUAUGACUUUCCAAGUGAUAGAUGACAGAUUAUUUUAUGGGAAUAUCUUUACCUGUAUGUACAGAAGAGUAUUGCAAAAAAAAAAGGAAGAAUUCUGAUGUUUUUCUCAGAAUUCUGAGAUUAGAGAAAAAAAGUCAGAAUUCUUCUCAGAAUUCUACAAGCUGUAUAUUGUUCCUUAUCCAACAAAAACUUUUAUUUUGAAAUUCUGUGACAUAUUGUCAUACAUAUUGUGAUUGUGAUAUAAUUUUAAGAUCAUAUUGCCCACCCUCUAGUGAAAAGUGGCCUUUUCCCAAAAAGUUUGACUUUUUUUCCUCCGACAGACCAGACUAGAUCCUCAGUGGCCCCCAGGUCAUUUGAGUUUUUCAGACCCCUGCAUGAGGAAGUAAAGUGCACACCAGAUGCACUUUGAUCCACUCAUAUCAACAGGUGGAUUUUUGUCCCUUUAGGGCCUUGACAUCGUGGUAAAAUUCAGUUUUUCUGUAUGUUAAAAUGUCAAAUUACCAACUGAUUGUUUGCUCCUUCACAACUUCCAGAGGUCGAUUGUUGUGAUUGCCAGCACAUGUGUCAAAUAGGAGUGACCUUCAUUAUAAAUCAGUGUGCGUUACAUUUUCCAUGAAAUAUUAUAUUACUUCUGCCUCUCAUGCAUUUCUGUCUCUUCUGUUCUCAAUCAUUUUUGUGUAGUGGUUUGUUGGACAUUUCGUCUUUUACAUUUAAAACACAUCACAUAAAAACUCAUAAGAAUGAACUCUCUAUAACUUGUGUGAUAGCAAAACUGUCAUCGCUGUCAUUCAUUGCACAAACACGCACUCAAACAUUUAUCUGUAGUACUUGCAGACUUGUCUGAAAGGAAUUUACUUGAACGAACCUCUUUGAUUCAGAUUGUUAUUGGCUCAAAGAGUCGAGAACUUAAUGUGCAAAAAGAAAAGGUUCAGGACGGGACUCAGGUUGGCUCAGCGGGACUUGAAUGUUAGUGUAAAAAUGAUUUUGACCUGAUGUUACUUUUUUUGGAGAAUUCAAAUAUGUUUCGUGUGUUGAACAAAAAAGUGAAGUCAAUAAAGAUUUAUGGGACCUUUUUAAA